Arabidopsis lyrata subsp. lyrata is the source of this 1064-nucleotide messenger RNA. Its product is annotated as glutathione S-transferase U18. The transcript has 2 exons. The record is from RefSeq and is a predicted model, not a curated record. Lineage: Eukaryota; Viridiplantae; Streptophyta; Magnoliopsida; Brassicales; Brassicaceae. Gene Ontology annotation, molecular function: glutathione transferase activity. Gene Ontology annotation, cellular component: cytoplasm. The coding region runs from base 166 to 849 and encodes 227 amino acids. Gene Ontology annotation, biological process: glutathione metabolic process.
GUCGAAACUUAAUUCGUAUAUCUUCAUUAUCCGUUACCUAAACUCUCUAAUUGAAACCUAUACCUACCCUCUUAGCUUUCACACGAUCUUAACCCGUAAGCUUUUCUCUCUCUCCCUCUCUCUCUGAGUCCUUGACGGUUCUUAUUUCUUAAUCUCCGGGAUAAAAUGGCGACUGAAGACGUGAAGCUGAUCGGCUCAUGGGCGAGUGUUUUCGUCAUGAGGGCGAAGAUUGCUCUCCACCUCAAAUCUAUUAGCUACGAAUUCCUCCAGGAGACGUUUGGUUCAAAGAGCGAAUUGCUCCUCAAAUCAAACCCGGUUCACAAGAAGAUGCCGGUUCUGAUUCACGCUGACAAACCGGUUUGUGAGUCCAACAUCAUCGUUCAGUACAUCGACGAGGCUUGGAACUCAUCUGGACCGUCCAUUCUCCCGUCACAUCCCUACGACCGGGCCAUCGCACGGUUUUGGGCUGCCUACAUAGACGAUCAGUGGUUUAUCUCUCUGAGAAGCAUCCUAACAGCUCAAGGAGAAGAAGAGAAGAAAGCAUCCAUAGCUCAAGUCGAAGAAAGGACCGAGCUUCUGGAGAAAGCAUUCAACGAUUGCAGCAAAGGAAAACCGUUCUUCAACGGUGACCACAUCGGUUACCUUGACAUUGCCCUCGGAAGUUUCUUGGGUUGGUGGAGAGUUGUCGAGUUGGAUGCCAAUCAUAAAUUUCUUGAUGAGACCAAGACUCCUUCUCUAGCAAAAUGGGCAGAGCGGUUUUGUGAUGACCCCGCUGUGAAACCUAUAAUGCCCGAGAUUACAAAGCUCGCUGAAUUCGCAAGGAAGCUCUUUCCUAAGCCGCAAGCAUAAACUGGUUUACUAGGAUGUAAGUUAUGUUUUACUCAAAUGGAAUAAGACCUAGAUUAAGCACAGCCAGAAUUAUUUAUGUCUUUUGCAUAUUCAUUCAUAAUCUUUGAGUUGUGACAAUGUUGUGAUCCACAUAUAUUACCUCAGAUCAAAUUUUACAUGUGUACCGAAAACAUAUAAACAUGGAUUAUCAAAACCAUGCUUUUUGUGAUUUGCCA